Molecule: messenger RNA, 201 nt
Organism: Opisthorchis viverrini
Lineage: Eukaryota; Metazoa; Platyhelminthes; Trematoda; Opisthorchiida; Opisthorchiidae
Exons: 1
Coding region: 1-201 (66 amino acids)
Source: RefSeq, a predicted model, not a curated record
AUGGUUAUAGGCCAGGCGACCUAUCCCGAAGGAAGUGACACGCCUAAAGGUCUGCAGGACGAACUGCCAGAGUCGAAAGAAUACGACGUUGAUGGUUAUGCCAACGGUCUGAAUCGCGAUACCCUUCCGUACUACGCUUCAGUAGAUGUGUAUCAAAGAGCAGUUGAACGGAUAUACACAGAAUGUGAUCAGAUAUCCUAG